Molecule: messenger RNA, 1606 nt
Organism: Homo sapiens (human)
Lineage: Eukaryota; Metazoa; Chordata; Mammalia; Primates; Hominidae
Gene: UBE2E3
Product: ubiquitin conjugating enzyme E2 E3
Exons: 6
Coding region: 446-1069 (207 amino acids)
Biological process (GO): protein monoubiquitination; protein ubiquitination; protein K48-linked ubiquitination
Cellular component (GO): nucleus; cytoplasm
Molecular function (GO): ubiquitin conjugating enzyme activity
Source: RefSeq, marked reviewed
GUUCGCGCCGGGCGCCCGCGUCGCCGGUGUCCGCGAGCCGCGGCGGGGCCGGCUGGGCUGCUCGCAUCACUUGGCGCCCGGCGCGGCGAGCGCUACCCGCGGCCCCCGCGCGGCCCUCCCCACAAAGGGCCGCGGAGCUGCGUGGCCGCCGCCGCCGGCCGUGGCUCGCCUCCGCGGGCGCGGAAAUUUGUUGCACUUCUUGGGGCUUUGUUUAUUUGUUUGUUUUUUCUCUGGGUUUCUUAUUUUUUUCGUUAUUUUGGACAAAAUGUCGGUCCGUGAUAUAAAAAUUGAGCGAGGAACCUUGGUGGCAUUGGGAGCUUUGCAGAAGGUGCAGUUUGAAUUCUGCUUUUCCCAGGGUGGCAGCUCGGUCUUGGCCGGAUGAAUCUUCGCUGCUGGCCGUGGAAACAGCUAGAGCAGCUCUUUUCCAAGAGAUAACUUCACCAAGAUGUCCAGUGAUAGGCAAAGGUCCGAUGAUGAGAGCCCCAGCACCAGCAGUGGCAGUUCAGAUGCGGACCAGCGAGACCCAGCCGCUCCAGAGCCUGAAGAACAAGAGGAAAGAAAACCUUCUGCCACCCAGCAGAAGAAAAACACCAAACUCUCUAGCAAAACCACUGCUAAGUUAUCCACUAGUGCUAAAAGAAUUCAGAAGGAGCUAGCUGAAAUAACCCUUGAUCCUCCUCCUAAUUGCAGUGCUGGGCCUAAAGGAGAUAACAUUUAUGAAUGGAGAUCAACUAUACUUGGUCCACCGGGUUCUGUAUAUGAAGGUGGUGUGUUUUUUCUGGAUAUCACAUUUUCAUCAGAUUAUCCAUUUAAGCCACCAAAGGUUACUUUCCGCACCAGAAUCUAUCACUGCAACAUCAACAGUCAGGGAGUCAUCUGUCUGGACAUCCUUAAAGACAACUGGAGUCCCGCUUUGACUAUUUCAAAGGUUUUGCUGUCUAUUUGUUCCCUUUUGACAGACUGCAACCCUGCGGAUCCUCUGGUUGGAAGCAUAGCCACUCAGUAUUUGACCAACAGAGCAGAACACGACAGGAUAGCCAGACAGUGGACCAAGAGAUACGCAACAUAAUUCACAUAAUUUGUAUGCAGUGUGAAGGAGCAGAAGGCAUCUUCUCACUGUGCUGCAAAUCUUUAUAGCCUUUACAAUACGGACUUCUGUGUAUAUGUUAUACUGAUUCUACUCUGCUUUUAUCCUUUGGAGCCUGGGAGACUCCCCAAAAAGGUAAAUGCUAUCAAGAGUAGAACUUUGUAGCUGUAGAUUAGUUAUGUUUAAAACGCCUACUUGCAAGUCUUGCUUCUUUGGGAUAUCAAAAUGUAUUUUGUGAUGUACUAAGGAUACUGGUCCUGAAGUCUACCAAAUAUUAUAGUGCAUUUUAGCCUAAUUCAUUAUCUGUAUGAAGUUAUAAAAGUAGCUGUAGAUGGCUAGGAAUUAUGUCAUUUGUAUUAAACCCAGAUCUAUUUCUGAGUAUGUGGUUCAUGCUGUUGUGAAAAAUGUUUUACCUUUUACCUUUGUCAGUUUGUAAUGAGAGGAUUUCCUUUUACCCUUUGUAGCUCAGAGAGCACCUGAUGUAUCAUCUCAAACACAAUAAACAUGCUCCUGAAGGCA